Molecule: messenger RNA, 1760 nt
Organism: Ixodes scapularis (black-legged tick)
Lineage: Eukaryota; Metazoa; Arthropoda; Arachnida; Ixodida; Ixodidae
Product: glyoxylate/hydroxypyruvate reductase A-like
Exons: 13
Coding region: 1-1332 (443 amino acids)
Molecular function (GO): NAD binding
Source: RefSeq, a predicted model, not a curated record
AUGAGUAAAAGGAAAAUUUACGUGCUUUCGAGGAUACCUAAACUCGCGUAUCAGCUCACCGAUGCACUGAAAGACGACGCUUCAGUUGUCGAAAUAACGGCGAAGUUUACCAUCCACGAUGACGAAGCAACGAUCAAACCGGAGGUUGUCGAGAGGCUCCAGAGCGCGGAGAUUCUGAUCACCGAUACGCUCAUUUUGAAAGACAUCCUCUACAGUCUACCGAACAUGAACUCAUUUUGUGCGCAUAAGCUCACGCUACGUAUAUCCUGGCAUAGUCGAGCUAAGCCACCGCAAUCUUUUUACGUCAUACAUGCCAACCCUGAAUCAGAAAUGAGUAAAAGGAAAAUUUACGUGCUUUCGAGGAUACCUAAACUCGCGUAUCAGCUCACCGAUGCACUGAAAGACGACGCUUCAGUUGUCGAAAUAACGGCGAAGUUUACCAUCCACGAUGACGAAGCAACGAUCAAACCGGAGGUUGUCGAGAGGCUCCAGAGCGCGGAGAUUCUGAUCACCGAUACGCUCAUUUUGAAAGACAUCCUCUACAAUCUACCGAACAUGAAGUGGGUCCAACUGACAACUGCAGGUUUGGACGACCUCAUUCCUCACCUGGAUCGCCAGAAGCCGCCACCCACAUAUACCAUAGCCCGUGCCUCCUGCUUUGGAAUACUCAUGGCGGAAUAUGUUGUUGCUGGAAUCAUCAACAUCGAGAGGGGCCUUUACAGCUACUACGAUCUUCAGAAAAAGAAAGAGUGGUCUGAUCACGCAUCAUUUCAAUUCCGGACGCUGUCCGAACUGACUGUGGGCAUUUUGGGAGCUGGAGUCAUUGGACAAGAAAUUGCGAGCACGUUGAAGCGGUUUGGCACGGCAGUUCAUGGACUUGCACGAAGGAGGAGAAGUUUGGAGGAACUGACACGGUCGUCAUUUGAGAUGAUUCACAGUGAACUCUCAGAGUUGCUGAAGAACAGCGACUACAUUGUGAAUGCCCUACCAAGCACACCAAUCACCACUGGUAUGCUGAAUGGUGAGGUUCUCAGAAAUUGCCAAAAGAAGCCGGUAUUGAUAAAUAUUGGUCGCGGAACCAUAAUCAGUGAAGAAAGCAUCAUCGAAGCCUUGAACAAUGGUUGGAUUUCUGGAGCAAUUCUGGACGUAUUCGCCAAAGAGCCGCUACCAGUUAACAGCCCCCUUUGGUCGCAGCCAAAUGUGAUCAUCACACCACACAUGUCUGGCCCAUUACAUCCGCCUGAGAUUGUCAAGAGCUUCAUGCAGAAUUUUGAGAACUUCACAAGAGGAGAUCCACUGUUCCAUACGUUCUCCUACACAUCUGAUUAUUAAUCUCAAUGCUUUAUGCAGUAUCUCAGUAAAAUGUUGAACAAACACUUUCCCUUUAUAUGGACAGUUCUAGCAAACACUUUACUAGGGGGAAUAUACGACACUCUCCUGAUUUUCAUUAGACAAAAUGACGGCCACGCCGAAUCCUCCGCUGAUGGAGUGGUUUAUUUGGUGACGCUUCCCCUCCUUCCCUUUCUCACCGCAAGAGCAUAUGACCAGGCCACCCCCCAGAAUGGCGUCGCUGCUGCCAUCAGAAGUGUUUCCACGGUUCUUCGUUGUCGUCCUUUUUUAUGUAUUCUCGGAGAGUGUUUUCUAUACCUUCUAGUAAAAUAUUUGGUUCUAGUUGAGACAUGUGGGAGUUGAAAUGAGGGCAUUGUUUUUGUUUGAUCCAACUUUAAAAGCUGAGCUUGCUUUCUUCAAAUCCCAAUCGA